This is a messenger RNA of Olea europaea var. sylvestris, 1153 nucleotides long. RefSeq names its product 1-phosphatidylinositol-3-phosphate 5-kinase FAB1A-like. Gene Ontology annotation, biological process: phosphatidylinositol phosphate biosynthetic process. The coding region runs from base 84 to 1097 and encodes 337 amino acids. The record is from RefSeq and is a predicted model, not a curated record. Lineage: Eukaryota; Viridiplantae; Streptophyta; Magnoliopsida; Lamiales; Oleaceae. Gene Ontology annotation, molecular function: 1-phosphatidylinositol-3-phosphate 5-kinase activity. Gene Ontology annotation, cellular component: endosome membrane. The transcript has 4 exons.
CGCGCAAAGAAGUUGGCUGCUUAAAUUUUUAAGGCUUCAGAAUCAGUUUGGAGGAAUCAAGUGCAGUCAAGCAAUAUAUUGAAAUGAGUCCUGGAAAUUUGUAUCACAUUGAUACAAGGGACCCCUUCACUGACCAGUUUGGUAAUUUUAGCAGGGGUGGUGAUGAGGAUGAUGACUCACAUAUCUUGAAUGGUGAUACCAAUUGCAAUGUGACUGAUCAUGUUUAUGAGCAACGUAAAGUGCAUACUCAUGAGGAACACACUGAACCAACUUUGGAUGGUUCAAAUGGUAACGAUGUUGAACUGGUGGAUUGUGAGAAUAAUAUUCCAUUUUGGCUUCCUCCAGAGCCUGAAGAUGAAGAGGACAGAGAAGAUCUCUUAUUUGACAACGAUGAUGAUAGUGGUAGUGACUGUGCUACAGGCUCAAGCAGCUUAGGCGGUGGGGAAUAUCAAACUAGGGAUAGAUCACAUGAUAAGCACAAGAAGGCUAUGAAAAAAGUCGAUGAUGAGCAUGUUUCGCGCGGGAGUGGUGAUGAGGAUGAUGACUCACAUAUCUUGAAUGGUGAUACCAAUUGCAAUGUGAUUGAUCAUGUUUAUGAGCAACGUAAAGUGCAUACUCAUGAGGAACACACUGAACCAACUUUGGAUGGUUCAAAUGGUAACGAUGUUGAACUGGUGGAUUAUGAGAAUAAUAUUCCAUUUUGGCUUCCUCCAGAGCCUGAAGAUGAAGAGGACAGAGAAGCUCUCUUAUUUGACAACGAUGAUGAUAGUGGUAGUGACUGUGCUACAGGCUCAAGCAGCUUGGGCGGUGGGGAAUAUCAAACUAGGGAUAGAUCACAUGAUAAGCACAAGAAGGCUAUGAAAAAAGUCGAUGGUGAGCAUUUCAGAAAUUUAAUCACUCAACUUUUGCAGGGUGAGAACGUACCUGUAACUAAAGAUGGUGAAGAGAGUUGGGUAAAUAUCAUUACCUCUUUAUCCUGGGAAGCUGUCACACUUUUCAAUCCGGAUACAAGCAUGGUUAGAGGAAUGGAUCCUGGUGAAUAUGUUAAGGUUAAAUACUUAGCUUCAGGGUGUCGGAGUGAGAGGUAUUUUGUUUGACUCUGCAUGAUUACUCCCCUGUUUAUGGCAUGUUAUUAUCGUUACACACAUUUGAA